AUGGAGCCGGCGAAGAAGGACUCGCUCCGGGGCCGCGCGGGCGCGGCCGCGGCCGACGCGGCGCGCGCGGCGGGCCGGGGCCUGGCCAAGGCGACGCAGGGCCUCCAGGCCGGCGUCGAGGGCGUCGUCCAGCGCGGCCGCGACUCCGCCGGGUCCGCGAGCCGCGCCUACCACAAGAUGCUCCGGGAAAACCUCAAGGCCGCGUCGCCGCUCACGAGCGACGUCUGGUACGUCGUCAAGCACCCGGCGGCCCGCGUCGCCGUCGCGGCGCUCGUCUGGCUGCUCAACCUCUACGUCUACUACGGCGACCCGGCGACGUACAGCAACGGCGAGUCCUACGGGACGAUGAUCGGCGACAUCUACCACGGCUGGCUCCUGUGCUGGCUCGAGCCCGACGACGCGCCGUUCCUCGCGCUGCGGCUCGCCGUCAUGGUCGCGCUGACCUUUCUCGGCGUGUUCCUCGGCCUCCGGACCCAGCGCCACCUGCGGGACCGGUGGAAGCUCGUGCUCUUCGGCUACGACGACGGCCACGACGAGGACCGCGAGCCGCUCGCGGACCAGGACGGCGCGCUCUUCCUCGUGUUCGUGAUCACGUGCCUGACCUACUUCUUCGGCCUCAAGGUCUACAACGGCGCCCUCGCGGCGGCGGGCGCGGAAAAGCACAAGGCCGGCUCCGGCAUGCACACGUGGACGUACGCGUUCUUCAACCUCGUCCUCGCGGGCCUCUUCACGUUCGUUUCGGACACGUGGAACAUGGUCACGGUCGUCGACCAGAUGGCCCAGGCCAUCCACCAGAAGCAGGGCGUGGGUUACGAGGCCUACGGCGCGGCCGAGCGGCCGGGGAAGAUCGCGCGCUUUUCCGCGUGGUUCGUGAAGCGGCGGCUGCUCCUGACGCGGGCGGCGCUGGUCGUCUUCUGGGGCAUCGGCGUGCCCAUGAUGGUCGCGGAUUACGUGCACGUCGAAAAGGUGCUCUCCGGCGACACGAAGAUCAACGAGAGCGUCGGCAAGUCGCGGUUCUGGUCCGCGGAGGCCAACGACGAAUUCGCGCGCCACUUCGUGGGCUGCUGCGUCGCCGCGCUGAACAUCCUGAUCGUCAUGCAGGACUGGGACUUCCCCGACUUUUCCGGGGGCGAGAUCAAGAUCUCCGCGCUCGACAUCGAGAGCCUCAAGUUCGAGCACUGCUGCGCGUGGGUCCGGCGCCUCGUGCCGCCGAUCUACGUCAGCGGCAAGUGGGUCAACUACAUGGGCAUCCUGAUGGGUUUGGCCUUCGAUUGGGGCUACUGGUUCAUGACGAGCCUCCCGUUCCGGCCCUGCGACUACGCGCAGUUCUGGGACAGCGACUCGGGGAGCAUCUACACGCUCACGCAGCCCAAGAAGCUCCAGGAGGAGCACGCGGGCGCCGCGGCGGCGCUGAACUGCGCCUGGUUCACGGACUCGCCCGUGCAGCAGCUCUACGACCGCCCCUACGCGACCGUCAACGCGUCGUCCUACGACGACGACGCGUGGACGCGGACGUCGCCGACGCCGCACGUCGUGCUCGUCGAGACGGGGUCCUUCACGGGCGCGUACACGAUCGACGAGGAGGACAACUACGUCUACGUCGCCCGCGGCGCCUGGCUCAUGUGGCUCAUGUGCGCGAUCCCCGUCGGCGCCUGGGUCGUCUUCUGGUGGCUCGUCUUCACGCACGAGAAGGUCCACUGCCUCAACUACCGCGACGUCGCCCACUACCUCGACAAGCACCGCGAGCGCAUCGCCAACGACGACGACAGCGACGGGCGCCAGGAGAAGCGGCGCGCCUACGUCGCGUCCAUCAGCGCGGCCGCGCGCGCGCCCUGCUGCCGCUGCCGCUGCCUGCGGCGCGACGAGCCCGUCCACGUCGCCACGGACCUCGAGCAGCCGAGCACCUGGGCGGAGCCGAGGGUUGACACGUCGCUGAUGGCGUCGCCGCCGACGGACGACUCGCUGGAUCUCGAGAUGCGCAUGCCGCGCGUGCCCCUCAACCGCCGCGGCCGCUGGGACGACGGCCUCCCGAAGCGGGAGCCCCGGGCGCGCGCGAACGUGCUGGCGCGGCUCGACAAAGUCAACGCGCCCGUGCCGCCGCUGCGCGAGCUCAUCCGGAGGCCGCGCGCGUCCCUGCCGAACUUCGACACGCGCAUCGGCAACGCCGGCCGGCGCCUGGACCAGGCCGACCGGCGCGCGCGCGAGGCGUCCGAGGAGAAGUGGUACGUCGAGCGCGCGACGGAGCGCGAGCUCAAGCGCGCGGGCGACGCGGACCCCUACGCGCCGGCCAAGGCGAAGCGGUCGCGGCCCCUGCGGCCCCUGCUGCGCGUGCCCAAGAAGAUCCGGAGCUGCCCGCCGACGCCGACGUCGUCGCGGCGGCUGCUGCCGAGCCUGCCCCCGGGCGCUUACCCGGAGCAGACGAAGAUGGCCGACAUGCUCACGGUGCGCGAGCCGACGAAGAUGGCGGAGAAGAUCGCCUUCCGCGCGUCCUUCGACCGGGAGAUGCUCGACGCCGUCCGCCGCCGGCCGCGGCGCCCCGAGGGGUAG
Messenger RNA from Aureococcus anophagefferens, 2547 nucleotides. RefSeq lists its product as hypothetical. Lineage: Eukaryota; Pelagophyceae; Pelagomonadales; Pelagomonadaceae. The transcript has 3 exons. Gene Ontology annotation, biological process: intrinsic apoptotic signaling pathway in response to endoplasmic reticulum stress. Bases 1 to 2547 code for a protein of 848 amino acids. The record is from RefSeq and is a predicted model, not a curated record.